CGCCGCCGCCGCAAAAACCCCACCAAACACCGUCGAGCACACAUGGCAAUCGAUCCAAGGAACACCAUGGGCGCCUUCGAACCAGAUCAAGACCCAUACGACAGUUCCAUCAACGCCAACAUUCUCAAUUUCGCCAACGACCAAAACCCAACUCUCGACGACUUGCAGUCCACAGCAGAGCAGCCAGUGGCGGCGGCGCGUGACUCCCACGGCGGCCGAACAAGCGCUUUUCAGAACAUGGGUAUGGUGGAAUUGUUGACACAUUUCAGUUUCGGUGGACAAUAUGAUUCAGAAGCAGGCCCCUCAAAUGCCGGCGAAGCAGCAAGCAAUUUUGAAGAAGAUGAUGAUAUUCAAAUACCCAGUGAAGUCAAAUCGAAAUUGCUCGCAAUUUGGCCCGUAACUCCGGUGCCGUUUCUGUGCAGUUGCUGCCAAGUUCUAAGAGAAUUUCUUCAUAGCAAUGGGGUGAACAGCAGAAAACUGGAGAUUCAUGGUCGACUUGGAAUGAUCUGUCAUGCAAUUCUGGAACAUAAACCGAUUGUUAAUGUGGAUAAUAUAAGUCCUCAGUAUCAAAUGUUCGAUUUUUGUGACAAAAGCUUUGAGGAGAUCAAGCAGUUCUUGCUGCAGUAUUGUUUGAAGCAAAUUUUGGAGGAUUAUAAUAUGAUUCCAGAUCCGAUGUCGAAUUUCUACGACGCGCUUUGUGUCGGGAUUGACUGGUUUGAAAAUCUCAAUACUACUGAUGCGUUCUUCCAACAGUCUCCUGAUAAUUCUGAAGAUGAAGAUAUGGAUCAGUCCGUCCCUGGGUUCCAAAAUGAUACGCCUGAGCCGCAAGGCCAACCAUCUAGACGGCCCUCGCUUGCAGCACAGAGGCAGAGAACAGGGAGGAUGACGGUGAACGAUGUGUGGGAGUAUCUUCAUCUUCCGAUAUCAGAAGCAUCGAAGAAGUUGAAUGUGUGCAAUACGGUGUUGAAGAAGAUAUGUCGGCGGAGUGGUCUCAGCCGCUGGCCUUACAGAAAGAUACGAAGUUACGAGAGGCGAAUAGCAGCGCUGAAAACCACAAUAAAUUCCAGUUAUGGAGACACUAGAACCCGAGCCGAAGCUGAGAUCCAAAGGGUUCAGAAAGAACUUUCUGAUUUUUGUGCUCGAAUCAGAAUUUGA
Molecule: messenger RNA, 1155 nt
Organism: Cucurbita moschata (crookneck pumpkin)
Lineage: Eukaryota; Viridiplantae; Streptophyta; Magnoliopsida; Cucurbitales; Cucurbitaceae
Exons: 6
Coding region: 43-1155 (370 amino acids)
Molecular function (GO): DNA-binding transcription factor activity
Source: RefSeq, a predicted model, not a curated record